AUGAAACUAGACUCAUGGUUUUGGGAGCCUCAGCUUCUCGGGGACCAGAGUGAUGAUCCAGCCCAUCACACCGCUUGGCCUCCGGAGAAUCCCAGUCAGGUGGGGAACUUCUCUGUUACCCAUGUUUUCGGCAGUAGACACCGUUUUCCAAUUGUUGUCAGUACUGCCAUGAUAGCAGUUCUGUCGGCCCUUGUGGUGGUUUACGUUUGUCUCCUCCCAAGGGGAAUGCGGAAAUCGAGGGUUCCAAUCAUCCGUCGGCUUUCUUCCAGCGGCGAUGAGGAUGAGUGCCAAGAUUUACUUGACUCAGCGAACUCAGCUAGAAAGGAAAGAUCUGUGGGAUCUUCUUACUCCAGCGGAAGCUCGGAGGGAUCGGGCUCGCACAAUAUCGCCGUUUCAAGAAAACGGCCGUAUCGCUUUAACGAAGCGGAUGAUGAAGUCGAACAAGCGAGAAAGCUUCUCAGGGAAGAUAGACAGCAGACUGCAAGUAGCCCUCAGAGCAGUUACACGACAUUAUCAUCCCCGGUUUCGACGCCCUCUUCCUCCAGCAAUGGGCACGACAUGCUUGGCGAAUCGCUCCUUGUGCCACAAAUAUCUGCAGAAGAUGAAAAAGCAGAAGGGGCUGAAAUCUCCACACUCACCUCAGGUGAUGCUGGAUAUGGCGAAUCUGACUGGCUAGAGGACUUUGUGGGAGAACCAGAAAACCUUGAAGAGUGGUUCUUAGAGUAUGUUCUCGAUUCGUCGCCGCCAUCACCGUCAGGCUUCGAAGAGGAUCAGCCUGACGAUGUCAUACAGCAUGAUAACUUGGAAGGCGGCAAGCUGGCUUAUUUGAUGACAGAUGAAAGCAUGGGAAAAGGUCAGUCCAUGACAUACGUCAGAGAGCAAGAGAAAAUAGUCUGCUGCCCGCUGAGCUGUGACACAGUAUACAAGUCUGCUAGACUUCUUGUGGAUGGCCUUUCAGAAGGAAGUAUUAUACAGGAAUCACAAGUGACGGGUCGGAACAAUGAGUUGGGAGAAGAGGCUUCAGGAUCCGUUGAACGUGAGACUAGCGCGCAGCUGGAGCCCAAUGCCAAUUCUCCUGUACAUCCCUCGACGUCUGAGGAAGUCCCUUCUGAGCCCGUGCCUUCCAUUGAUGAAUUACUAUUAGGACCGGGCGAACAUCAAGUCUCGGAUGGUCUCGAACGUCGCUCUACCACCAGUGCAGAACACUUCCGUGCUCCUGGAAGUUCUCAGCCUUCCACAGACACAACAUCACCCAGAGUGGCUGUGGGUGUGUUUGUUAAGGAUAUUGGCAGCUACAAGGCGUCACCAGAGCACCCUUUCUAUCGCAUUCCAAGGGCUGUUCAUUCGCAUUACCUGGCCCCGUUUAAUUUUCAGAGGGCGCAGUACUUCCCCCGUCUGAAACCUCUUUCCGAGAUACUGAAUCCGAUCCGAGGUUUGCUGGUCAUGCCGGAACUCCACCACAGUGAACUCCAGACCUUGAUGGAGCUGGCCGAGUCACUUGUUAGAAUUGCAUUCUCCACGAACAAUCGAAGGAAAGCAUAUUUGCCGUAUCAAUUACUCGAUCCACUCGCGCGUAAUUUUAUCUUGGUGGAUACCCUGUGGUGCAUUUGUGAAGUGGUUGGUCCUCGAAUGAUGAAGGAGAGCUGGUGGCAUCAAUUUAUGCUUCGGAUGCUCGACAACUCCGCAGUAGGUGAUGAAGCGGAUUUGAGACGCCAACACCUCGCUAGUCGGUUAUAUUUGGCUCUAGAAGUGUACGCAUCUGGGGUGCGGCCUCCUGCCAAAUUGGUCAUUGAGUUGAAACAAGAGAUAUUCUGCAGUAAAAGAUGCCCACUUACAUUCCGCAACAGUACAUAUGACGAAUGGAGAAACGACGGCGGUUGCUGA
Messenger RNA from Eimeria maxima, 1884 nucleotides. RefSeq lists its product as hypothetical. Bases 1 to 1884 code for a protein of 627 amino acids. NCBI's taxonomy places the organism in Eukaryota, Apicomplexa, Conoidasida, Eucoccidiorida, Eimeriidae. The transcript has 4 exons. The record is from RefSeq and is a predicted model, not a curated record.